This is a messenger RNA of Tyto alba (common barn owl), 1562 nucleotides long. RefSeq names its product T-cell antigen CD7. The record is from RefSeq and is a predicted model, not a curated record. Gene Ontology annotation, biological process: adaptive immune response. NCBI's taxonomy places the organism in Eukaryota, Metazoa, Chordata, Aves, Strigiformes, Tytonidae. The transcript has 5 exons. Gene Ontology annotation, molecular function: signaling receptor activity. Gene Ontology annotation, cellular component: membrane. Bases 72 to 1052 code for a protein of 326 amino acids.
GGCAUGUAACCCUUUCUUUGGGUCUAACUCACUGGUUGGAUAACAGAGAACUACUAAAAAGACCUUUGAAAAUGCUGUGGAUAUCAUGUCUCCCAACGGCAUCUCUCUUUUUUCUGCUUCUCCCAUGCUUUCCUGGCCAGAACGGUGGAGAAAAUGAACAGUCAACAGACAUUAUCAGUGUUUGGGAAGGAGACUCCAUCAGCAUAACUUGCUCAAUGAAGUUUUCAGAAAAUGAAGUGGGAACAUACUUGAGAACUAGCAUACAGCCUGUCAAUGUGAUAUAUGUUUCCAAACAGAAUACUUCAUAUAUCCUUCCUGCUUUGGCUAAUCGCAUCACCUAUUCAAUGGAAGGAAGGAACCUGAGUAUAACUCUGCAUAAUGUACAGGAAUCUGAUUCUAAUAUCUAUCUAUGCACUAAGUUUAUUAAAAGCCAAGGCCAUCACAAAAAGCUGAAUGGGAAGACAACCAUAGUAGUGGUGAAAGCUAAAACCAGUGGAGUUGUUGAACAGUCACCACUCUAUGUCAAUCCUCAGCAAGGCCAGUCUAUCAGCAUUACCUGUGCAUUGAAGAGCUCACAUGAAGAUGAAGGGAUCUACUUGCUAAAGACUCACAUGAAACCUGAAAAAGUGCUACAUGUUUCAAGUCAGAAUGCUUCAACUAUUUUUCCACCUUUUGCUAAUCGCUUGGAGUAUUCAAAGCAAGAAAAGAAAAUAGUGAUAACUCUACACAACCUACAGAAAAACGACAGUGAUAUAUAUGUAUGUGCUGGGGUGGUGAAAAAUUCCUCUCACCUCUCAGUGAAUAGAAGUGGCACCAUGAUGCUGAUUAAAGAAGUGGAGCAGACACACUGCAGUAACAGUUCCUGGGCCUUCUAUGGUGUUAUCGUUGUGGUAGUGCUACUGUUUUCUGCGCUGAUAUACUACUGCUUGUACCGUGUUGAUGUGAAGAAAUGCUUCCAGAAAAGAAAACCAAAUGAAAUAUAUGAAGAUAUGUCUUACAGUUCUAGACGUAACACCUUGGUCAGAACCAACACUUACUCCAUUGACAAUUAAGCCUCUACCAGCGGGGAUUGUGCAUGGAUUGGCUGUUCCUUUACAGGUCACUGAAAGCUGUCUUAGCAACCUGAUGCACUAGCUGAACUGAAUAAGCUAUCAUCUCCCUUAUUCACUGAAAGGAGAAACCUGCCUCAUUUCCAAAGCUAUUUCUACCUUUUUGUUCACUUUUAAACAUAUAUAUUUUUCUAAAUAUAUAGAAAAUGUAGAGAAAUGGAGGUAGCCUGCACAUGUGUUUGCAGUUUAGGAUAGAAAGCAGUAUUUUUGGAUUAUACAUUUGACUAGAUGUAAUGUAUGGGCUCAUUUAUUUGAUAAAUAACCUUUUCAGGAAAGGUGGGAUAGAUGAAGGCUUCUGGUUCUGAGCUUUGGUAAGUGCUCAGGAAGACCAUAACUGGACUGUUUAAUAAUAUGCAAUGGAUCCACAUAUGCAUGAAUUACAGUUCUCUUAUGAAUCCUCUUGGGUCUGCUGUCCUGGUUUGAGCCCAGAAGGCAACCAAGCACCAUGCAGCC